Molecule: messenger RNA, 1266 nt
Organism: Dinoponera quadriceps
Lineage: Eukaryota; Metazoa; Arthropoda; Insecta; Hymenoptera; Formicidae
Gene: fbp
Product: fructose-1,6-bisphosphatase 1
Exons: 4
Coding region: 61-1062 (333 amino acids)
Biological process (GO): fructose 6-phosphate metabolic process; fructose 1,6-bisphosphate metabolic process; sucrose biosynthetic process
Cellular component (GO): cytosol; cytoplasm
Molecular function (GO): fructose 1,6-bisphosphate 1-phosphatase activity
Source: RefSeq, a predicted model, not a curated record
CAUCGCGACCGGUCUCAGUCUCCCUCGCUUGCCGCCUCGGCACGGUACGUUCUCGGUGCGAUGGCGACGAAAAACACGAUGCUGGACUCGGAUUGUAUGACCCUGACGAGAUUCGUGCUGGCGGAGCAGCGUAAGGUGCCGACCGCGACCGGCGACCUCAGCCAGCUGCUCAACAGCAUACAGACGGCCGUGAAGGCCGUCAGCUCGGCCGUGAGGAAGGCCGGCAUCGCUAACAUGUACGGUAUCGCUGGCAACACCAACGUUCAGGGCGAGGAAGUGAAGAAGCUGGACGUCCUGAGCAACGAGCUCUUCAUCAAUAUGCUGACGUCCUCCUUCACCACGUGUGUCCUCGUGAGCGAGGAGAAUCAGCACGCCAUAGAAGUAGAGACGGAGAAGCGCGGCAAGUACAUCGUGUGCUUCGACCCGCUCGACGGCUCGUCCAACAUCGACUGUCUCGUCUCGGUGGGCUCGAUAUUUGGAAUUUACAAAAAAGUCGAACAAUCCGAUGCGGCUCUUCAACCAGGGCGGAACCUGGUCGCAGCGGGGUAUGCUCUCUAUGGCUCGGCGACCAUGAUAGUGCUCUCCAUUGGCCACGGCGUUAACGGAUUCACGUACGAUCCGGCCAUCGGGGAAUUUAUACUGACCGAGAAGAACAUGCGUCUGCCUGCCAGGGGCGAUAUAUAUAGUAUUAAUGAAGGCCACGAGAGUGCGUGGGACUCCUCCAUUAAGGAAUAUAUACGCACGAAGAAAUACCCCGUGAGUGGAAAGCCAUAUAGCGCCAGGUACGUGGGUUCCAUGGUCGCCGACGUGCACCGAACAAUCAAAUAUGGCGGUAUCUUCUUGUAUCCCGCGACCAAGAGCAAUCCCAAUGGCAAGCUACGACUGUUGUACGAGUGCAUACCAAUGGCCUUUAUAAUCAAGGAGGCCGGCGGUCUCGCGACAAACGGAAAAAUUGAUAUUCUGGACAUCGUGCCGGAGAGCAUUCAUCAGAGAUCUCCCAUUUUCUUAGGCUCCAAGGACGACGUCGACGACGUGAUGGAUUGUAUAAAAAAUAGUCAGUGAGGCAAUCUCGUAAAAAUGAGAGCGCGCGAUCUCUAUCGAGCGAAUACUUAAAUAUGUCUCUAUUGACAUCUCAGGUUGUUGCCCGACAAAAUUGUACAAUAAACAUGUUUCUUUUUCUACCGAACAGCCAGUGAUUAAUAUUGAUGUCAACGAGUAAUUUUAAGUAGUUUUUGCUGCGCAAUAUCAAUAAAUACCUCGGACAAU